UCGUCUCUAUGGUGGCGGCGGUUUGGAGGGACCCUGCGAACCAGGAGUCAGGCGAGCCGAUCUGGGGGCUGCGGGUGUUACUUCUGACCUAGGCCGGGGGCUUCAGGGAUCCGAGCCGAGGGCACCCCAUCCUGUGACCCAGUAUCAGGCAUCUUCCGAAAUGCUCGAUGAUAGCCUCCCUCGGACAUCUCCGCUGCGUCUGUUUGUAGCGCGCCUGGUGAUUCGGAGGCACCUCCCUACGGGAUGUACCGCCGGGAGCGCUCCAUUCCCCUUCGAGGCUCGGCCGCCCCCCUGUGCAACAACCUCAGUGUGCUGCAACUGUCGGCUCGCAAACUCACGUAUUUUGGUGUGGUUCAUGGACCAAGCGCCCAGCUUCUCAGCGUUGCUCCUGAGGGUGUGCCCUUGGCCCAGCGCCAGCUCCACGCUAAGGAGGGUGCUGGGGUGAGGCCCCCACUUAUGACUCAGGUCCACUGGUGUGUCCUCCCCUUUCGAGUGCUGCUGGUACUCACCUCACAUCGAGGAAUACAGAUGUACGAGUCCAAUGGCAACACCAUGGUCUACUGGCAUGCACUGGACUCUGGAGAUGCCUCCCCAGUACAGGCUGUGUUUGCCCGGGGAAUUGCUGCCAGUGGCCACUUCAUCUCUGUGGGAACAUGGUCAGGCCGGGUGCUGGUGUUUGACAUCCCGGUCAAGGGUCCCAACAUUGUACUGAGCGAGGAGCUGGCUGGGCACCAGACACCAAUCACAGACAUUGCCACCGAGCCUGCCCAGGGACAGGAUUGUGUGGCUGACAUGGUGACGGCAGAUGACUCAGGCUUGCUGUGUGUCUGGCGGUCAGGGCCAGAAUUCACAUUAUUGACCCGCAUUCCAGGAUUUGGAGUCCCGUGCCCCUCUGUGAAGUUGUGGCAGGGGAUCAUAGCAGCAGGCUAUGGGAACGGACAAGUGCAUCUGUAUGAGGCCACCACAGGAAAUCUGCAUGUCCAGAUCAAUGCCCAUGCCCGGGCCAUCUGCGCCCUGGACCUGGCUCCUGAGGUGGGCAAGCUACUCUCUGCAGGUGAGGACACCUUUGUGCAUAUCUGGAAGCUGAGCAGAAGCCCAGAGAGUGGCUACAUUGAGAUGGAACACUGUCAUGGUGAGUGUGUUUCUGACACCCAGCUGUGUGGUGCUCGAUUUUGUGAUUCCUCGGGCAGCUCCUUUGCCGUGACUGGCUAUGACCUUGCGGAGAUCCGGAUAUUCAGCAGUGUGUGAGAAGAGCAGCCUUCCUUUGUCCCUGUGGUAUUCAUAAAGUACCCACUCCACCCAG
Rhinopithecus roxellana (golden snub-nosed monkey) is the source of this 1303-nucleotide messenger RNA. RefSeq names its product WD repeat domain 54 (gene WDR54). NCBI's taxonomy places the organism in Eukaryota, Metazoa, Chordata, Mammalia, Primates, Cercopithecidae. The transcript is spliced from 10 exons. Gene Ontology annotation, biological process: cilium-dependent cell motility; sperm axoneme assembly; cilium assembly. Gene Ontology annotation, molecular function: protein binding. The coding region runs from base 244 to 1248 and encodes 334 amino acids. The record is from RefSeq and is a predicted model, not a curated record.